Molecule: messenger RNA, 1482 nt
Organism: Paramuricea clavata
Lineage: Eukaryota; Metazoa; Cnidaria; Anthozoa; Malacalcyonacea; Plexauridae
Source: the annotation of a GenBank genome assembly
AUGGAACGCGUUGUCGACACUGUUGUACAUUUGGGAAAGCAGGGACUUGCUUUCAGAGGGCAUCGAGAGUCACUAAUUGAUGACCCAGAAGCAAAUAAAGGAAAUUUUCUAGAGUCUCUGAAUUACCUGUCAACCUACGAUAUAACAACUGCGAAUCAUCUUGAAAAGGUUAGAAAUCAACAAGCUAUGUCGAGAAGAAAGGGCGGGGGAAGAGAAGUUGCCUCGCAAAUUGUCAAAGAAAUCGGUAAUUGCAGAGCAUGGGCAUUAAUAGCCGACACCACACCGGAUGUCAGUCACCACGAGCAGCUUAGUAUUUGCGCAAGGAUCGUUAAUCGUAAUGGCAAAUGCUCCGAGCACCUUUUGUCUUGCAAAAGAGCUUCCGGUACAAAAGCAAUGGAAUUAUACAAUCUAAUCUCAGAAACACUUGUCUCGAAAGGUGUGUCGUUUGGUAAACUCGUAGCACAAACAUACGACGGCGCUUCGAAUAUGAGCGGAUGCUACAACGGCUUGCAAGCGAUCAUCAAGGAGAAAGUUGGAAAACAUGUUGCUUUUGUCCACUGUUAUGCACAUACGCUUGAUCUUGUUUUGUCCGACUCUGCAAGUGUUGAUGUUCAAGUAAUAAGCCUCUUCAAUGACCUCGAAGCCUUGUACGUUCUCUUUAGGAAGACACAAAGAAUCUAUGAUUUGUUCGAAGCUGUCCAACUGGAAGAGAACCUGAAAGUCCUUUCCCUAAAGAGACUUAAUACUGUUCGUUGGCAUUCACGCGAGUUGUGUCUAAAGGUCCUUCUCUCUCGUUAUGAUUGCAUUUUAAGUGUCCUGGAAACCGUUGCGUUAGACAGUUUAAUUGAUGGAAACCCACGAAAAACGAGCAUUGGCUUAUUGAAGCAGAUUCAAACAAAGCAGUUUCUGGCUACCGCGUACCUCUUUCGAGAAAUAUUUGCAUCCACUGGUCCACUAAGCCGAUAUUUACAACGCGUUGAUGUUGAUUUUGGAAAAGCCCUGGGUAUGGUCGAAAGCGCGAUUGACGAGCUUAAUGAAUUGCGUAACCAACCGGAGCGAAUUAUCAGAUACGUCGAGCAAAAACACGACUCCCCCAGCGUGACUUGGGAACAACCAAGAAUCAGACGUCGAAGACGAAUGGAUGAUGAAAAUGCCGAAGACGAACCUGCUGAAACACCAGAAGAUCACUGGAAACGUAACACAUUUUACGUUUCUGUGGACACGAUCUUAAAUUCAUUGAAGAAUCGAUUUGAGAAAAACCAACCCUUGCUCCAAGCUUUUUCGUUGUUUGCUCCAAGCCGUUUCCCACAACUUGUGAAGAAUUUCAAAACCGCACAUGAUCUCCAAGCGUGCCUUAACACUUUUUGUGAAACGUACAAUAAUAACAAUAUAGAUGCGUUUAGAUGUGCUGACGAAUUGUUCAAUUUUGCUCGUUCUUUUGAGAAAUUCGACUGUUCAACUGUCUGCGAGCAAGAAGAAUGA